This is a messenger RNA of Planococcus citri (citrus mealybug), 3565 nucleotides long. Its product is annotated as CUGBP Elav-like family member 3-A. The record is from RefSeq and is a predicted model, not a curated record. Gene Ontology annotation, cellular component: nucleus; ribonucleoprotein complex; cytoplasm. The coding region runs from base 523 to 2046 and encodes 507 amino acids. Gene Ontology annotation, molecular function: mRNA binding. Lineage: Eukaryota; Metazoa; Arthropoda; Insecta; Hemiptera; Pseudococcidae. The transcript has 14 exons.
UCAUAGCAUUUGCAGUCGUAUUCUAUCAUUUAACAGGUGGACCUGUUGAUGUUUCAACGCUUCUCCGUAACGAAAGUUCGCUUUUUCACUUUCACUACAUUUUAACGUAAAAAGUUCGGUGUUAAAUUAUUUAUUUUCUUUUUUUUUCAAUUCGCAAAUAACAGGUCCGGCUGAUUCGAUCGUUCAAUUUCAACGUCAAAUUAUCGGCAAAAUUAUCAGGCUUUUCCGGGUAAAUCCGGCGCUAGCGUACUAUUUAUCAGGGUCUUUGUUGGGAAUCCGAGCCGGCGAUAAUUUUCCUGCCGAGACAAAUUGACGUGAGAAGAAGGAGCGAGAAAGAGAGAACGCCUCUUUUCCUCUUCGCCACCUUGUCGACUGUCGUAUGACCAUAUAACGUGGCACCGCGACCAACGAUUCAGCAUUUGCCAGCAAAUCGAAUCGCUCGUUAGACGACGAUUAUAUUCGACGAUUUGAAGCCCAUUUUGAAAAAUAAUUAACCCAGGACACGAUGAUCGUGAUUUUGUAAUGGAUUUAAAAUGCAGAAACGAAUGCAGAUACGAAGAUGUAUGGAAUUGGAAUCAGAUGAGUUCGGCUCUUAUGGAACAACAGAACACCAAUCAUAAUUCUGAGGCCGAUAUUAAAAGAUUAAUGGAACCAUACGGUACGAUCGAAGAAGUGAUCUUGCUUCGUGACCCUGACGGAAUAAGUCGAGGAUGCGCAUAUGUGAUGUUUAGAUCGCAAGAACAAGCUGCAGCUGCUGUUAAAGGAUUACAUGGGGUUAGAUACGCGAACAGUAACCGACAACUAUCAGUAAAAUUGGCCGAACCAGAAAGCGAAAACUUGGUGGCACGAAUCCACCAAUACCGAACUCAGCUUCCUUCCAUAGACCCAUCUCAACGAAUAAUCAUGAUACAAACUCAAGAAGACAGAGAAGGACCACAAAUAAUUAUCUACGCCGAACGACCCAUCGAAGCUGAACGCCGAGUCGUGGUGAUCCAAGAAAACCAAGAUCAACGUGACGGUCGUCCGGGGCCUUUACUAAUGAUUCGUGAACAAGAUCAAAAUACAACUCAAUAUCAGACCGUUCAAAGCCACAAUGAAAACACCGAAGAACCCCGAUACACCGAGUACUCGGCUUGCGAUGAAAAAGAUGUUGAAAUUAUUUCUCAGCAGUCUGUCGAAUGUGAAACACCUCAAUCUUUCCAAAUGAUGACACUUGGUUCUGACACGACAGUUAUGAAUCCGCCGAUUUUUUACAAUACCGCUCUAAGAACCUUUCAAGUUGCUCCGGAAGCAACUCAUGCAGUUUCUUGUGAAAUCGCUGGAGCAUGUUCAUACCGAUUCUGCGCCCAACAAUUUCCAGUGACUCAAGCUUCAGCCUAUAAUACGUACUAUAAUCAGCAGUUUUUAACAUCUGUAGCUGCUAUUAACGAAUUUUCUAGAAACCAAUAUAUUCCAGCGAGUGUAAAUCCUGCCGAAAUGGCGAGCUAUGUAGAAACUCCGGUCAGUGAAGUGGCAUUAGCUCCUGUAACUCCAGUCACGACUCAAUCUUCAACAUCAUCUUACGAGCUAACCAGAAGAGCUACCGAUCAACGGAUAAUUGUUAAUUCUCAGAGUCAUUUAACAGAACCACUAUAUUUGGCAAUUCCUCCUACGAAUAUGCCGAUAGAUCAGGAUAACAUUACAACUCCGAAUAGUUCACAAUUUCGUUUUUCCGUUAUGUUAGCUCUUUCUCCUAUACCACCGGAGUAUUAUUAUCGUACUAUGAAUCGUACUAUAAGAGGCCCGGAAGGAUGUAAUAUCUUUAUAUAUCACCUUCCCCAAGAAUACAGAGACGAGGAUUUAUUUAUUUUAUUUGCAAGAUUCGGAAUGAUCAUUAGUACGAAAGUAUACAUCGAUAAAUAUACCAAUCAGAGCAAAUGUUUCGGUUUCGUAUCCUACACUAAUCGUCAAAGUGCUCAGCGAGCCAUUUGCGAAAUGAAUGGCUAUACGGUUGGACAAAAACGUUUGAAAGUUCAAUUGAAAACCCCUAAACAUAGACGAUAUUAAUUUAUUCAACAUAAUCAGGUGAACGGAAACCGGUUAUGUUGGAAAUUUUUCAAACAAAAAUGUUACCCAUAUGCUUUUUCUAGUCCUAUCGCGAUACUUUUUUCUUAUUUUAUAAAUGUUUUAUUUUUGUUUUCGUUUUCUAUAUACUUACACAAUGAUGAACGUAAUCCAAGGAUUUUUUUAACGCGCUUCUUUUUUUAGAAAUAGGCGGGACCCAUAUUAAUUUACAUUGUCCAAAGGAAUUCAUUUUAAAAAAAUGUACAAUUACAAUUUGUAUUUGUUAAUUAUACUCGAACCGUUAUAAGUAGAUGAUCUGUAGAACAAAAUUUCAACAAUAAAAUUCGCUUAUAACGUUUCUAAAGAAGAAAUUUAAGAGAAAAAAAUCCUCAGGGUUAUUAACCGUAUACUGCGAAGACUGACGUUGUUCCGAACAUCACGUAUAUAUAGUUUUUACUCUCUGUUGCGGGUAUUUUAAGCGUAAGAUUAAUUUAUAACUUAGAAAUUUUUUAUUUCGAUGUGAUAAUUAAGUUGUACGUUAAUCGUGAUAAAAAUACUCGCAGCGUCAUACCGGUUGUAGAGCGAGCCAAAGUUUCAAGUUUUUUUUUUUAUAAAUAAUCACUACUGUUUGAAACAUGUUACACGAUAAACUUACGUUAUGUGCGAAUUUUAUGAAAAAAAAAGCAUCAAAAGCGUAAUUUUAAAUGUAAAAUAUCGGCGUAUUUAUUUUUUAUAAUAAGCAUACCACUAUACGGACUUGUUUCUGUCCUUUAACACUUCAUAGAUUUUAGUUUUUUUUAUCACUUUAUCAAUAGCUCAUACAGGGUGUUUCGUAAAUUGCUACUUUUGGUAGUUGGUAGUAGUAUAUUAUACGCCUAUUUAUAAAUUAAAAGAAACGCGCAUAUGAACCAUACGAUUUGAGCAAGAAUACUAUACGCGACGAUACGCGAUGCGAUGCAGAGUUACCAAACGUGAAAAAAAAUUAUUCUUUCUGCAGUUAAAAAGUUGAUGUUUGCUCAUUUAGUACAUUAUAAAAUGUUGCCAUCGAUGAAAAUUAUAUUUCGAAGUAAAAAAAUCAAAAACACUCAUUUAAUUGAAAUCUUUACGUAUUACGAGUAUGUACUUCUUGCUCAAGCUUUUAUUGAAAAAUUUUAUAAGCGUAUUAAAUACGCGAUGAUGAAAAUUGUAUUAAUGUAUUUAUUUUAAGCGGCUUCGACGUAUAACUUGGAUAAGUUUGAAUGUUAAUUCUCCCUAUACUUCAAUUAUUUUUUUCUCGUAGGUACAUAUUUAUAGAGAAUAUCGUAUAACGUUCUUAAGACAUAAUAACCUAUCGUAUUGUUUUUAAUAACUUAUUUAUUUAUUUUUCUCUGGUACUAUAGAAAGUAAACGUGUAAGGUUACUUAUUCUUCGUAUAACUGAAGUACUUGGUACUGACAUUUUUUUGCUAUUUAUUGAAAUAUCUAUGCUUAAAAUCAUUGUGCAAUUACAUUAUUUAAAUGAAUAUACUUAUUAUAUAAAAUAA